Messenger RNA from Physella acuta, 950 nucleotides. RefSeq lists its product as uncharacterized. The record is from RefSeq and is a predicted model, not a curated record. Lineage: Eukaryota; Metazoa; Mollusca; Gastropoda; Physidae.
UUAGAUCUACAGUCGAGCCUGGUGAGGCGGUACUUACUUGUUGGGGCCCAUUGCUUCUUAAUUAUUUUGUUUUUUUACGUUGAAAUUCUAGAUUUAGAUCCAGAUUUAUCUGGUUUAAAUUUCGUUGUGUUGUGCAAUCUGGAGAUCGAGCACACACUUCAGGCACUUCACACAGUGACAGGUGUGAAAUUUUUUUAGCCUACGUCGCAGAUCUAUCACCAAAAAAAAUGAAUUCAGAGGGUGUCCCUGAAACAGAAAGCACUUCCCAACAAAUUGACAAGAUCCUACCAGUUCAACAUGAACCUUCAGCAGGAAGAUAUGGCAUUGCCCAACAUGCAGAAGAAGCUGAUCAGCCUCUUGGGACAAAGGACAGUAAACCAUUGAGACUUAUGCCUAGUAGUCCUGAAGAAAAUAUUGCUGAACUUUGUACCAAACCUGUCUCAGCUUCUCCAAUUGAUCAAGAAAACAGUGAAGCCACAGCUGUUGACCAAGACUGUAAAAAGACUGGUGAACUUCCUGCAUCUGGGAUACUUGUGAAUACUGGCCCAAAAAGGCGAGGACACAAAAGACUUAAAAAAUUUAAGGAGAGAGGUCAUUAUGUUAGACAAAUUUAUGUAGAAUUAAUAAAUGCAUGUGUAAAUGUAGGCAAAUUUAUCAAUUUCUCCUUAAGUAAAAUGAAAAUUUCAAAAGUAUAUGUCAAAAUUAGAAUAAAUAGCAGGCUUACAAGUGACUUGUAUAAUAAGAGAGAAUAUUUUUUUACUAGACUAAAAUUUGCAAUAUACAAACUUGCCAGUAAUUGGAUAAAAGGAGAGGCUAUUAGAUUAAGUUCAAAAGCUGAUAAAGCAGGGUUUGAUUUUAAACAUUGUACUGGAUGUGAUAUAUUUAAUUUGCCAAACUUUUAUGAUUUUUCUGCAGAAAAAUUAAAUAUGAAAAUUAUAAGAGGGAAAUAA